GUCCACCUGGCAAAGAUGUCCCCCGGCUGCCGAAGACGCCUUUCUCUCGUACUCCCACCUUCCCGUGUUACCAGACCCACCCGACGUUCAGGCUCGUGAAGACGCCACGCCACCCUCGUUCCCAAAGAAGCCGAAGGACGUUGGGGGAGAAGGAAGCGCCCAGGGGAACGUUGCGACCGAGGGGUGACGUUUCCCGGGGACGGAGUUCGAGACGUCACCCGGUCGAGGAUGGCUGCUCGGCCCCCUCCGCCGGAGCCGCCAGCUCCGCUAGAACUGCACGGCGACUUCAAGAAGCCGUCCUUGCCCGUGCCACCGGCUGCAGCGCGGGGCAGGGCCUCGGCCACCAGUCCCUGCGAUGCCGAGGAAGCGAAGAAAGAGGGACCCGCGGCGCCGCCGGACCCGGAUUCCGGGGAACCUCAAGUUCUACCUGCCGGGCCGGACGGCGGAGGGGCCCGGGGUCCACAGGAGGAGCCCCCGCGACCCCCGACAACCGCUUCUCCCUCCUGUGGCCCGGCCCGGGCGCCUGCCUAUCAAGAGCCGCCGUGGGGCGGUCCGGCCACGGUCCCCUACAGCCUGGAGACCCUGAAGGGCGGCACCAUCCUUGGCACCCGCAGCUUGAAAGGCACGAGCCGCUGCCUUUUCGGGCGGCUGCCGACCUGCGACGUGUGCCUGGAGCACCCUUCGGUGUCCAGGUACCACGCCGUGCUGCAGCACCGGGUGCCCGGCGCCGACGGAGACGGGCCCGGCCCCGGGCCCGGCUUCUAUCUCUACGAUCUGGGAAGCACCCACGGCACUUUCCUCAACAAAACCCGCAUCCCUCCCCACACCUAUUGUCGGGUCCACGUGGGACACGUUCUUCGCUUGGGAGGCAGCACCCGGCUCUUUAUCCUGCAGGGACCAGAGGAAGACCAAGAGGCAGAAUCUGAGUUAACGGUAACGCAGUUGAAGGAAUUACGUAAGCAACAACAACUGAUGUUGGAAAAGAAGAUGUUAGGAGAAGACUCAGACGAAGAAGAGGAUAUGGAAUCCACCGAAACGAAGAGAAAUCCGAGUAGUCAGGAUGAUGAAAUCGGCUGCACCUGGGGAAUGGGAGAAGAUGCUAUAGAGGACGAGGCUGAAGAGAAUCCCAUUGUCCUAGAAUUUCAGCAGGAAAGGGAGGCCUUUUAUAUAAAGGAUCCAAAAAAGGCUCUCCAAGGUUUUUUUGACCGAGAAGGAGAAGAAUUAGAGUAUGAGUUCGAUGAACAGGGGCACAGUACUUGGCUCUGCAGGGUGAGGUUACCCGUGGAUGAUUCAACGGGGAAACAGCUCAUGGCGGAGGCCCUUCACUCGGGAAAGAAAAAGGAAGCCAUGAUGCAGUGCUCCCUGGAAGCGUGUCGGAUCCUGGACACUUUGGGAUUGCUGCGUCAGGAGGCAGUAUCUCGGAAACGGAAAGCCAAGAACUGGGAGGAUGACGACUUCUACGACAGUGACGACGACCCUUUCCUUGACCGGACCGGCCUGGUUGAGAAGAAGCGUCUCAGGCGAAUGAAGAAGGCUGGGAAGGCCGAGGAGAAGCCAGAGACCUUGGAGUCACUGGUUGCAAAGUUAAAUGAUGCUGACAAGGAGCUCUCUGAAAUUUCAGAGAGGCUAAAGGCCUCAAGCAGAGCUCAGUCAGAGUCUCCGUCUCAGGACUCCUUGGACGCAUUCAUGUCGGAAAUGAAGUCGGGGAGUGCCUUAGAUGGUGUGUCCCGGAAGAAGCUUCACUUGAGAACUUUCGAACUGCGGAAAGAACAGCAGAGACUUAAAGGGUUGAUAAAAAUUGUAAAGCCAGCAGAGAUCCCAGGACUGAAAAAGGCCCUGUCCACCGCCACCAUCGUCACUAAGUUACCCCCUAAGCGUCCAGAACUCCCUCCAACACUGAUGAGAAUGAAAGAUGAGCCGGAAGUAGAAGAGGAGGAGGAAGAGGAGGAGGAGGACGGGGAGGAGUGCGGCAAGAAGAAAGUGCAGGAGGGCAGUGGUGAGCUACAGCCUGAGAAGGAGCCCGAGGCAGCAGGGCCUGGAAGGAGCCCUCCCACAGACUUCCCAUGUUCUCAAGAAACAAAAGGCCAUGAAAACAUGCCCCAGCUCGGCCGGGUGGCAGAGACUAGAGAUGAGCCAGAGACCUGCGAUCCCGCCGCAUCCCUCCAAGAGCCCUCAGUAUCAAAGAGUGCAUGUGAGAGACGCAGAGGUGAGCUGAAGCAAACGGCAGCUGCCGGCCCCAGUAAGGUCCCAUCCACCCUUUCCUCCACGUACCCGGAAGACGACCCCGACUACUGUGUCUGGGUCCCACCUGAAGGCCAAAGUGGAGAUGGCAGGACGCACCUGAACGACAAGUAUGGCUAUUGAUGCCCCAGAGCCCAGAGAAGGCCUGUGGACCUAGCGAUGCGGGGCUGGGGGAGGGUACUGCAAGAUGGAACCGGAGCGGGAGCUCGGGGAUCACCUGUCAGAUCUGCUCACUGCCUUUUCUUCUCUGCAGGGGCUUUCUUAAUGUAUCCACCCCCCUGUUCUUCUGAAUGUGGUAUUUAUGUUUGUAUGUGUUUGUGUAUGUAUAUAAAAAAGGAACCAUAUAUUUUGCAAAUAAGUAAAAUGAGAGAAGUAACCCUAUUAAACGAGAAGGCAAAGAUGCCUCUAAUGUUGAUUUAAAGUCCCAGCUGAUCUUAUCUUAGAGACACAUUCUCAUGAGUAGGCUACUUCUGGAGUUAAUUUCUAGGAUUCACCGAAUUUGCUUCCUCAAGUAAGUGUUAAAAUAUGAAGUCAUGCCAUGGGUGUUACCCUGGGUGUCCCUCUCGUGCUUGGGACUGGAAAUUGAUACACACUGGGGCUUCCUCCUCCCUCCAACCAUCCAACUAUGAUCCUCUGCCAGGUUGGAGAGCAGACUCCACCUGUCAGCCACAGGAGCUCCUCCCCCUUUGCAUUACUUCAUGCCCCCAGGCUCCUGAUAGGAACAUCUGCAUGUCCAGGACUUGACCGUCAUAGGAGAUACUCGUCCUCCAAUACUGGGCAAAUAAGCUCAUCCUCCUAUGGGGCUUCUCACCUUUCUGGAAGUGGAAAUAGAAGUUCCUUUCCCUCUGGAAACAUGAAGAAAUUCUGCAAGGUAUCUUGGCCUCUUACUUCCUGGCCCCUUGUAUUCUUCAGAGUGGAAGUAACUUGGGAAGUUUUGGGGUUUGGCCCCAGUAGAGCGGACAUGAGGAUGAAGCUUUCCUAAUAGGGGUUAUUUCAGUUGAGCUCAAUGUGCCUCUGAGACAUCUAUGCGAAGAUGUCAAGAAAGAAGCUGACGAGAUAAAUCUGGGUCUCAGAAGAGAGGCCGGGGAACAGUUGCUGUCUUCAUUAAUAGAAGGAAGAUGGGUGCCACCCGGCAAGUGAAAGACCAAGGACAGGCAUUUUGAAGACCGGCCCUAGACUUGGACAGAGGGUUCUUUCUGCCUUUAAUCCUGGGGACAGAACAGAUGAUUAUUCUGGUUGUGGGCACUCAUUCACUGGGGAGAAGAAUAAAGUGCUAUCUCCUUACAGGAACAGA
Molecule: messenger RNA, 3535 nt
Organism: Echinops telfairi (small Madagascar hedgehog)
Lineage: Eukaryota; Metazoa; Chordata; Mammalia; Afrosoricida; Tenrecidae
Gene: SLC4A1AP
Product: solute carrier family 4 member 1 adaptor protein
Exons: 14
Coding region: 229-2364 (711 amino acids)
Molecular function (GO): protein binding; mRNA binding
Source: RefSeq, a predicted model, not a curated record